Messenger RNA from Cylicocyclus nassatus, 756 nucleotides. NCBI's taxonomy places the organism in Eukaryota, Metazoa, Nematoda, Chromadorea, Rhabditida, Strongylidae. The record is from the annotation of a GenBank genome assembly.
AUGGUUCACACUACCACGAACUAUCCAACAGCAGAAGCUACCUCUUUCGGAGUGCUUGGACGUGUCAUUAGCGAUACCAUCGAAAACAAUGCAGAUGUAUGGGUGCUUGGGGAGAACAACAGUAUUCAGGAUGAGGAAGACUGUCGGUGUCUAACAGUAGGCAGGCUAUGGGUCCAUAUGGCUAGGUAUCCGAAAUGUGAAGUUCAAAAUGCUGCACGCCGUUAUAGUAAAGGAGCCAUUGUACGGAGGUGGUGGACAGUUCAUUGCAACAGCUCGACGAUGUGCUUACUCUGCCUUUGCAAAACGAAGGGGUCAUGUGACAACCGACGCUCCCAUUCCUGGUUCACCUACAUAUUCAAUAAAGGCGUUCAUCCUGUGAUGGACUUAUUUGGUUUUGAAACUGUCUUGCGAACGCAUACACAAGGACAGGCAUUCUGCAUGUCGGUGUUCAACCAUUGGCAGAUCGUGCCUGGAGAUCCGUUAGACAAGUCAAUCGUCAUCCGCACUCGAAAGUAUUGAUUUUGUUUACAGUUCACUUUCUGAGAGCAAUGAAAUUUGUUCCCACGAGAAGGAAUGGUUUGUCGGAGGAUGUCUCUGUCAAAAAAUUCUUUUACGAUCCUAUGCUUUUGGAGUUGGCCGAGCAAGAAGAUGUUUUCAGUUAUUCGGGAUUCUAACUUUGUUGUUGUCGUGCUUAUACUUUGUUUAGAUUGUUACAAUAUCUUUGUCAAAUCGGUGUGUUGCUAUAUUCUUAUUACC